AAGAGAGAAAAAUGGAGAAGGUAGUUCCAAAGCUUUUCUUCAUAGCUCUGUUCACGUUCAUACCAUUACUAGGGCACUGUAGCAGCAUCGAAGAAAAUAGAGAAUUUGACCAAUGGUUUCAGAAGCUCGACAACUCAAAACCCAAGCUGACCCGAUUCCACUUCUACUUUCACGACAUCGUUUCAGGCUAUGGCCAGACAUCAUUCGUAGUGGUUCCACCACCCAAGAUCAUCAGGCCAUCGACCACCUUGUUCGGACAAGUCAACAUGUUUGACAACCCACAAACCAAGGGACCCGAACUCACGUCCGGGCUUGUAGGCAGGGUUCAGGGGCUAUACAGUUUCGCGUCCCAAGAAGAGCUCUGUCUACUUAUGGCCAUGACCAUUGUUUUCACCAGCGGCAAACACAACGGUAGCAGUGUCACUAUUUUGGGGCGCAACGCAGUGUUUCAAUCCCGGCGAGAGUUUCCAAUUGUCGGCGGAACUGGCGAUUUCCGGUUGGCCCGUGGAUUUGCGUCAGUCUCGAGCUAUUUUAUUAAUGCUACUCUUGGUAUUCUGGAAUAUAAUCUUAUGGUUAUACAUUAUUGAAUGAAAAAAUGAGAAUGGCGUUGUCUUUUCCCUACUUGUUUAAUAAUAUUGUUGUUCUUGUAGGGACUUCUCUGAUUAGUGGCUUUUGCCGGAGAUAUGCGAGUAUUCUAAUGGGUUUUUUAUUGAAUUUGAAAAAGAGAUAAACAGGUCCGCAAAGAUUAUUUUACCGACGACUUCAUUGUGUUGCUUCAGAAUUUUUACCUCAAUAAUUUUUGAAGUCCGUAUUUUUCUAGACUUUGUACCUCAAAUAUAUUUUUACAAUUUCCCCAAAGUUCUCGUUGUAAGUUGGAAUGUCACAACACCUGAAAUGUUGAAGAAAUUAUGCAAGUAUAUAGCUUGAUAUG
Rosa chinensis is the source of this 931-nucleotide messenger RNA. RefSeq names its product dirigent protein 22. NCBI's taxonomy places the organism in Eukaryota, Viridiplantae, Streptophyta, Magnoliopsida, Rosales, Rosaceae. Bases 12 to 587 code for a protein of 191 amino acids. The transcript has a single exon. The record is from RefSeq and is a predicted model, not a curated record.